CAUCACCAUGCUGGCCCUGCUCUUCCUGAUAAGCUACUUGUGUGUCGUCCAUACCUGUCGGACAGGGACUCUGCAGGAAUGCCAUGAUGCACCAUUCGUCCCAGGUCAUAACUUGGCUGGAGAGGGGUUUGAUGUGGUCACACUGCAGCACAAGGGAGCCUAUGUGUUAGACUUCCAGACAUAUCUGACCCCAACCAACACCUGCACAAUAUGUGAGAACCCACUUCAGGGCAACCAGCUGCAGAAACUGCCCCUUUCUGUAUUGGACUGGCGCUCUUUUAGCAACUGUAAGCAGGAGCUCACCAGUGCAAUACUCAACACGGCCACUAGUGUGGCAGAGAGCGCCACCUCUGUCAUAGAGAAUGAUUGGAGCAUGGGACUAGAGAUCGCUGACCUGGGGAACAUGAAUGUGGGGGGCAGCCAUUCCAAUGCUGUGGAAUUUGCCAUGUCCCAGUCUAGAGAAGACAAGUCGGCCUUCACCUCUCACCAACUCAGCUGUGCCCAUUACAGUUAUCGUGUGCCAUGCCGUCCUCCUCAAAGCUCAGAGUUCCUGAAGCAUGUGCAGUCUCUUCCAGCAGAGUUCACUAAUGAGACUCAACCCCUCUACCGUCGGCUUGUUGAAACGUACGGCACCCACUACAUCGAGCAGGUACGCCUCGGGGGCCGUCUGACCCGCCUCACCUCCAUCCGCUCCUGUCUGGCCACUGUGAAUGGUCACUCGGCUUCCAAGGCAAAGGACUGCAUCAACACUGGGCUUUCCAUUGGUCUGGGCUACGUCGAUCCAUCAUUCACCACCAGCAAUUGCAAAUCACUUCUACAGAAUGAAGACUCCCAAACACAGUCCCAGCUCUCUUACCUGAACCAUGUUACAGAGGUGCUGGGUGGCAACAAGUGGCUGGGAGAGGUGUCACUCCAAAAAAACGAUUCUGUUGAGUUCAGAAGCUGGUUGCAGACCCUGAAGGAAAUCCCUGACAUUCUCUCCUACACUCUGGUUCCACUCCAUGAGCUGGUUGCUGACCCCACCGUUAGGAGAAAUGUGAAGGACAUAGUGAGGCAGUAUCUUAGGGACAAUGCUGUGCCCAAGGAGCAACCUUCACAGCAGUGCACUGGCAAGCCCAACCUUUCCCCUGAAUGUUGCCCGCUGUCCCCAAUGAAGGGACGUCUUCGAGUGACCAUUAAAAAUGCCUGGUUGCCUGGGUCUGGUCUGGACCCUAUUGGACCACCUGAUCCUUAUGUCAAGAUGUGGCUGGAGCUGGGGCAAGACCAGAGGCAUUUCCAUCAGACACACUAUAUCGAAAACAACGCCAAUCCCAAAUGGGACAUAGAUUAUGAUCUUGGCCGUGUGGAAGCUCAAUAUGAGCUUGUGUUUCAGGUGUGGGACAAGGACGUGAAAUAUGACGACCACGUUGGAACGUGCCGCACCUGGCUGACUGAGGGCUUAACCCGAGGUAGUUGUAAUCUUUCUAAAAAGGAUAGAUUUACUUACUCCUAUACCCUCACUUGUGACCCACAACUAAUGGGUUAUCAGUGUUCUCGGUACAAAGCAAGCCAGAGAGAAAACUGAAGAGGUGAAAUAAAGUCAAGUAACAAGGUCAGAUGAGUUCAUGCAAAUGAACGCUUUCACUUACUUACUAGAUGAAUGUGUGCAGAGAUUGCUCCAAAUAAACAUUGAUGAAUAUCUUCAA
Clupea harengus (Atlantic herring) is the source of this 1685-nucleotide messenger RNA. Its product is annotated as perforin-1-like. The record is from RefSeq and is a predicted model, not a curated record. Gene Ontology annotation, biological process: T cell mediated cytotoxicity; defense response to virus; immunological synapse formation. Lineage: Eukaryota; Metazoa; Chordata; Actinopteri; Clupeiformes; Clupeidae. Gene Ontology annotation, cellular component: membrane. The transcript has 2 exons. The coding region runs from base 8 to 1564 and encodes 518 amino acids. Gene Ontology annotation, molecular function: wide pore channel activity.